AACGGGACUCUCAGCCAGUUGACAGCUAAUCUCACAGCUCACUUUGCGCCACGAAACUGGGAUUCAAUUUUGGCACGUAAACAUGACAUUUCGAAUGUUCGAUUACCAGUAUGCGGGGCCCUGCUAUUUCUACGAUUAAAUUCUACAGUUCUCGCCAAAACAUUUCUGAACGUGGUUUGCUGAAGGUCUAUGAAAACUAUAAUCCUUAUCAUUACACUAUCUGAACCUUUUGUUGCGCGCCUCGACGAAUCUUUGACGUCAAUUGUACAACGUCCAUUUUCUUACCUUCAUGCUGUAUUGCAUCCUAUGUUUCUGUAAAAGGUCUACGUGGAUAAUAAGUAGAUUAAUUCUCAUUGUUUUCUUUCACUUUUUUCAGUCCACAUUUCACUAAUUUUAAAUUAUUUCACUUAACAGCCAUUUUAAAUGUAUGUUUAGGGACACUAUCAUCAUAAACUUGGCACACUUGAUAUGGUUAAAGUUGAGAAACCUGGUUCGUAGGGACGCAUGCGCAACUGGGGGAACGAUGAAACGCACUCGAGCUUUGCUUGAAACAUUGUCAAAGACUGUUCUAAAUGUUACUCCUACCAACCUUGCUUGCAGUUAUGCGUUGGAUAUGCGAAGCAUUUAGGAUUGCUGAUCUGUUGCUGAUGCUGAACUCACGAAAACUUGUCCCAGCAUACUACAGCCUGCUCGAGUUGUGUGAAAUGGUGUGAAGUUUCACAACACGGUUUGAUUGUGAACAUCCUCCCGUGGGUAAUAAUGGUGCAGAUAUGGUUGAAAUCAGCCUUGCUUUAGUUUUGUAAUUUUUGAUGUAUUUUUAUUGGAAGGUCAUACAAUAACAUGUUUACAUGGUGUAUGGCUGAGGAAAAUUAAGGAGGUAACUUUUAUAUGUAACUGACAUCACUUCCUUCAUCUAUAUCUGUCGUAAUGUCAACGCCUACCGAAAUAAGGAACGAAAUUGACGAAGAACCUGAAGAAGGAGAAAUUCAAGAUGACGAAGGAUCUUUAGAAGACGUUAGUUCUGAUGAAGAAAUUGCUCCACUCGCUAAGCGUAGGGAACGUACAUGCACUUUAGUGACUGUGCGCGGACAAUUUGUGAAAACAGAAAAAAAACAGUUAAUUCGUUCGCCCAGGCGUGAAAUGAGGCUCUGCCCAGAAAGAUCGGACGUGAAUUUAAAGAAAUGUCAAAGUAGAGUAAAAUCUGGAUGUCGGACUGCUGGAGUUCCAGAUAGUUAUUAUGAAAGUGUGCUACGGCAUAAGUCUUUAAAAGAACAUUCUCAGAAGGGUAAAAUGCAUGAGAAGGAGAAUAAAGCCAAAGAAUCAAAGAAAAGUCGCAGACGAAGUAUUUCGUUUCAUGGUAGUGGAAGUGAUCUGAGAAAUACCUGCAUUGGUCCAGACCAUGCGGAAUCUUAUUUCUCAUCUACAUCAUCUAAAGUACCAUGGCAUAAAGGUGAUCUAAAAGAUAAGCAUAAGAAGAAAAAGAAAAGUAGCAAAAGUAACAAAGUAAGUAAUCCACUAGGGGAAGUUUCAGCCAGUCAGAGGAAGACUUCAAGAGAGUAUUGUAAUUUAAUGGACUGUGUUCAAACCACGGAGAAUGCAAAGGAGGAACUGAUACAGACUAUGCCUGAGAAAAAGCCUGAAGCUGAGGAAAUGCCUGAAUUGACUUCUCCUUCUUCACCAUCAUCUGAUAUUCAAAUAUUAGAAGUUCCUGUUAUAGUACCAGAAAUAAUUACAAUUUGUGAUAGUGAUGAUGAAGUGAUGAAGAGUGGGAAUGGAAAUUGCAAUGUCAAUCCAUCUUCUACCCAGGAGGAGGAUAAUAUAUGUAAUAUACAAUUGCCUCCAGAUCCAAGGCCAAGUCCAUCAAAAGAAAUUGUGGAAGAAAGCUGUGAAGACCCAGAUGAUAAUUUGAAACUUCUGCGUGAAGCUGCUUUGAACUCUAGCAAAUCUGAUCCAUGUGUUAGUGUGAUUCGUGAUGAUGAAGUAUUACAAUUACGCUUAGCAGCAUUAAGAUCUGCCAUUAUACGCAAGUGUGAAGAAAGAAAAAAGAAAGGGAUUACUUUGACUAAGACAAAUAGAAAUGUGGGUGACAAACAGGUGAUGUCAAUAAGUCCUUUAGGUUCACCAAACUGCAGUGAUGAAAUAGAUCGUGAUUUAAGUUCUCCCUUUGAAUUUAACAUGUUAAGUAAUCAUGAUAUGCCAGAACCUGCAAAUGAUAGUGAAGUAGAUAAAAUUACAACUAUUGAUAUGGAACUGGCAGAUAGUGAUGAAGAGAAAGAACAGGAGUGUACUGAAUCGGGAUAUCACAAUUGUGAAGUUUCAGAAGUCAAAUUAAACAACAAUAAUAGCACUUCUUUUGUGGCAGAUGGGAAACCACUUGAACCGCAUAGAGAUGAUGAAAGCAAUAUAAUUUAUUCUGUGGAGUCAGUGGCUUCAGUUGUGCCUCAAGACUGUCCCCCUGCAACUCACUUUACUACUGUCUGCACCACAGACUCUCCGACAGGCUAUAUAAUUGGUGAUCAGGAACUAGAACAAUCGCCUUUUGAAGUUGAAAUUCCUAGUAUCUCGGAACAACCUUUAGAUAGUGUGUCUAAACCUCAAUCGGAUAUUGGUGAAAGUGGAAAUAUUCUUGGACUUAAUAACGGAAAUCAAAGUCCCUCCUCAGACCAAAUACUUGAAGUUUCAAACUGUGAGCAUGUUCAUGAUAAAAUUCAUGAAACUGUUGCAGAGUGUUUGACAGAGGAAGUUAGUAGAAAGUCUUUCCAACCUUCAGAAAGUAGUGAAAUUGUGCCAUUAGUAAGUGUCGAUUCCAGAAAUAAUGAGGCUCUUGAUAUGAUUUCUAGCCGAAGUGAUUGCAGUUUUUUAUCUCCCGUAAGUAGGGAAUUGGAUUUAGAUUCAAUGAUAGUUCUGGAUGAAGUUGGUAAGAGUUCUGAUGAAGCAAGAUCAGAAAGUUCCAUAGAAGAUGUGUCUAGUUCUGGAAAAUUAACUAAUUCUCUUUAUGAUGAGAAAGAGAAUAUUUGUGGAAGUGUAAAUGUUGCAGAUCUGUUUGAAGAAAAUUCUGAUGUGAACAUCUGUAACUUGAGUAAUUCAAGAAGUUCUAGUGAGAAUGUUCCAAUUUAUUCUGACAAUUUUGAAACUACUCAGGAAAUGUUUGAAAAAGAUGUAAAUGUUCAUUUGUAUAGUGCAACUAGUUCAGAAUGUCCUGCCAAUGAGAUUUCUCAGAACAAUUCAAAAAAUUUUGAAAUAUGUGGAAGCACUCUCAGUACAUGUGGGGAGGUUUCUGAUUUUUCAUUGCAAAUUGCUAUAUCCAACUCUCAAGGCUCAAAUGAGUUACUGCCUCAAGCGAAUAUUAACAAAGAUUUUCAACUUGAGGAAUGUGCUAAAGGUUAUACCGAAAUAACAAGUGAAUUAUCAAAUUUAUCUUCUAACUUGUUGAAUGACCCAGAAACGAGAGAUAAGGAAGUCUGUUCUGAAUCAGUUGGUAUUACUGGUAAUACAGAUAACUCGCAAAAUUUCUCGAAAUUUUCUUCAGUAGAAGGUAAGGGAUUUCUAGACUUGCUGGAAGCAGAUUGCUGUAAAUCACUUCUGAAACCAGUAUUGUCUUCUGCAUCUGAAGGAAAAAGUGUUGAUUCAUCAAAUGAUAGAGAUCUUGUGCAUGAACCUGGUGAUCCUGUCAUUGACUCCUCUUCUAUGGACCAAUUACAGCAAACAGAUCAUAUGUUUCUAACAGAUACAUUAAAAAGCGGGGAAAAAAGUAAUAAUCAAGAAUCUAUUACUGAAGAUGAUGAAACUGUUUUAAGAGAUAGUUUGCUAGCUAUGUUGAAGAAAAGAACAAAGGAACAAAACAUUAAACAUCCGUCAGAAACUGAUGUUCCAAUUAAUAAUGAAAAUGGAAAUUCAUUUCCUGAGAAUAAUCAAACUGCAAAGAACAUCUUUCCUAUCCCACUGGAGAAAAAAUCAUGUAAUGAAAAGGAGGAAUCUAACGGUUUGAAUAAAAAUGAUAGUAAAAGUGAUGAUUCAGUACUGAAACAGGCAUCUGUCUCUUGCUCAUUAAAUGCUUCUCAGUCUUUGGUUAAAACAUUGCCAAAAAAACAUUUAUUUCCUUUACGGAAUCCUACAUCUCUUAAUAAGCGAGGAGCAAAGAGUAAUAAAAUCAGGCGCCGUGAAGCUAAAGUUCCUGGUCAACUAACCCCCUUAUUUAACGUCAACGUGCCUAAAUUAGUAAUUCACCUUGGAGAAGACUCUGACAGUAAUGAAGAUGAAAAUGAAUGUAUAGCUGUGCCAAGUAACUCAAAUGGAAGUGAUGCAUCUGAAGAGGCAAAAGAUAAAUCCUCUGGCUCUCAGAGCGUGCCCCCAGAUUUUGAAAAGAAAUUGGAUUUGUUGCUGAAACAAGCAAGAUUCCAGCAAGAAACAAGCACAAAAGAUGACCAGGAUAACGCCAGUGAAAACCCAAAUUCACCUGCUACUUCUAUGAAUAAAAUUAUUACUUUGUCGUCAACCAGUUCAAAUGCAGAUGCAGAGAAAACUAGUAAGAGCAUUAGUACUAAUGGUAGUUCCAAUACACAUUUAUUAACCAGUAGUAAGGUAUCUCCUUUAAUAGUUCAUGGAGUUAACAAUCAACGUGAUAAGAAUAUUAAUAUAAACACUGUAAGUAAGGAUAAAACAGUGCUAAGUGGUAAUAUUGUAAAUGUGACUAGGACAUCUGUGGGUAGAGCAGUUGAUGUCAACAAAAAAGAUAUUCAUGGUAGAAUAAAGUACACCUCUGCUGUUGCCAACUCAAGUUCAUCUGUUUCUUCAGUUGUGCCAAACUGCAAAGAGAAUCAUCAGAAGGACAUAGGAUUAUUGCCAUCUUCUAAGCAGAAGGAGUAUAUCAGAUUGAAGAGGCAGUUAGCACAGCUUGCUCGCAGGGAACAAGAAGUCAAAGCAAAAGAAAAUGUUAAAGUAACGAAUGCUAUUAGAUUACCUGUCAGUAAAGAUGGAACAGAGGAAAAUAAAAUAUUUACAAAUCAAGAUGUUAGAAACACUAUAAUAAAAAAUACUGCAGGAAUUGGUUCAGAAAGAUCACCGUUUACUCGAAAAUUUGUGAGAAGGGGACAAGGUGGGACCAUUAUAACAAGGACUGACUUUGGAAAAUCUAGGAGAAUAGUUAGAUCUAUUACCACGACUUAUGGUUCUCAUACUCUUUCCCGAAACAGACUGACUGUGACCACACCUAACAGAGUAGGAAUUUCUUCUGUAGAUGGGUCCUCUAUAGUUAGACGAGUGUUGUGUGUACCACAGAAGAGAAUUGUCAGUACGUUGACUAAUAUGAAGAAGGUGCCUCCUGGAUUUCAGAACGUGGCUCCUAGAGUUUCUGCUAGUGACACUCGGAGUGAUUUAGCAAAUAUAGUUCGGAAGUCAUCUGAGGAGCAUGUUAAUGCAACAGAUGGAUCAUUGUUACAAGUAGGUAUUGUGAGGACCAUUAAUAACAAGCAAGAGAAACAAAGUAGUGAAAGCAGUGUUCAAGGUAGCAGUAAAGUUAUGAGGAAGUACAAUGUAAAGUCAGCUUUAAAAAGGAAGGGAAGCACUUCAGACAUUAAUGGAGUAUUACGAAAAAAACCUGCAAGUGAACAUCCAUCGUCAAGAGAAGAAAAUGAAAGUGAAUCAUCAUUAGAAAAUACACAUUUAAAAGACAACAGUAUGAGUGAAAGUAAUGAGUGUACUAGAAGACUCAGUGGUAUUGUGCAAAUUGGGGAAAAUACUCCUUUGUCAAAAAGGAAGCGUUGUAAUUCUGAACUAAGUGAUGUGCCUGUGCAAAGGAUACCUAUAGACCAGGAAUCUACUGAACAGCAUGCAAUUUCUAGUGUGCAGUGCAAUUGUCAGGAUUCAACAAAAACAGUUCUUCCAGAACGGACCCUUGCAGAUGGCUUGUGGGAUUCAGAGAGCAAAUUAAUAUCCAAGAGGUAUCAAGUAUUAGAGGAUAUUGCAUCUGUCCAGAUGAAUUUACAUGAGAUUGAAAAAGUUACUGAACUGAGGCAACAAAUAGUUAGAGAUAUUAAGAGAUUGCAAAAUGAGAUGAAUUUUGCAAAAACCCAGCUAUGUAAGAAAGAAGAACUGUUGAAAGUUUUGUAUUCAGAAGUUGAAAUUGCAAAACGAGACAUUAUGAGGAGACAGUCAGAAACAUUGUUGUUGUCUGUGGAAUGUGAGGAAAUGGGAGGGAAAGUUCAUGGUGAAACUGUCCUUAAAGAAAGUAAUACAGUACAAGAGACAACAAAUGAAAUUCCAGAGGCAGAAGAAAUGCCAAACAUAAAUAUUGAAGAUUCAAACAGGCAAAAUUCGGGGUCAUAUUUAUCUCCACUGGAUGCAAUGAGAACUACAACUGAGCCAAAUAAUGACAACCAGGCUGUUUUAUGCCCAUAUCAUAUAAUGGGGUCUUGCAAGGACAAGGAAUGCUCGUACCUGCAUUGACUAAGAAGAAAGAAAUAUAUAAAAUGUGUAACUGACUGUUAAUUAGUCUGCAUCCACUGCCAUUGACUUUCUUUUUUCAUUUUGAUUUGUGAUAUGCAGAGUGAUUUCUCUUCUAGGAAAUUUCAGACUUGUCAGUAGCAUUACUCUUUGUGUCAAUGGACGAAACAUGUGUAAUUUAAUCACAGUAUUUUUUUCUCUGAAAGAAAUCCACAUUGAAUUCAAAGAACAUUUUGUGUUCAGAGAAAUAAGUUUAUCUUGUGAGUAAGUGUACUAAGAAUGACUCUUGUAACAAUAAGACUAAGUGACAAAGACUAGAUAAUUAUUAUAAACAUACUACAAACUUGUUAAAGUGUCAGAAAUUUUGUACAUUAACAUACUAAGUAAUGAGUUCCUCUGCAGGUCAAGAUAAAUUGCAAAAGAAUUAGUUAGUGUGCCAGGAAUUCGAGAUUUUGUAUCCUAAUGAGAUGAUCACCAUGCAAAUAAUUUUUCUAUUAACAGAAGACUGAUGCAUCUGGUGAGGUAAUCACUCUGAAUUUUCCAUUUUACUUCAUUUAUCUUGUGUGCAAGAAAACUGUAUUAAUUUUUUUCUGUUUUGUGAAAAAUUUAAAUAUGUAAUUUAGACAGGUUUGUAUGUCUAAAUUUGCUUUCUGCAUAUUGUCAUUAGAACUUAAAAAUGAUCAUAAAUUUAGUUACCAUAUUUGACUGAUAUUUGUUGUUCCUGUCAGCUCACAUUAUUUUCAAAAAAAAAAAUGUAUUUAUUAUUUUGAGUUUUUUAUUUUCUUAAUAUUCAAUACACCAAUGUACCUGAAUUAAUUCUUCUUAGGAAUAACUGUAUUGGGGAACAAAUAUUUGUAAAAAAAAAAUGAAUUUGCUUAAUUUUUAAGUAUUAAUGAUUUGUUUUAAGGAUUUGUUUUCAUCAAUAUGAUUUUUUCAUAUUGAUACAUCAAUAAAUGUAUCAAUAGUGGCUUCUUAGAAAUGUAUGCCACAUUCAUACACAUGUCUUACAGCUAAAUAGACACAAUACAAAAUCUAAAUUGUGUGCUUAUUUUGCAGCAACUAGGACAAAGAAUAGGAGAACACCUAUGGGCAAGUUUCCAAAUAGCAUGUAUUUGAUUGGGUCUGCAGCUGAUGUAAACAAAAUGGUUACUUAGGAUGGCAUGUCUUUUGCCUUUCCAGAUCAUUAUAAAAACUGUGAAUAUUUCAUUUGUUCAUACAAUUUUAGGGUCCUCGAUUUGUUUUACCUUUUGUUUCAAAUUUAUCGUUGUUGAUAAUAUCAUCAUUGUUUUAAGUGAUUUCACUUCAGUUCUUCAGCUUAUUGCUUUCAUGUAAUCUUAAUUUUAAACUUCUGACAAUUAGAAAGGCAAUUUCAGUUUGCUGAUGGGUGGUAUUGGUUUCUGUUUUAGUGCGUGAAGUAUUUUGACCUUUACAUUUCAUGAAAAUUUAUGAUAGAUCAUGUGGUUUUAUGCCUCUUGUGACGGGACAUACAAUGGGAAUUUCCAGUGGCUGGAAUUUAAACUGCAACUGCUCAGUUGUGAUUUUGUGACCAUCUUGAACUCCAUCCCUUGGGGAAGAUAUCGAAGUGGAGUUUAACCCGUCAGUGCAGAGCCUAGGUUGGGGAUGGUAGCAUUCCAACACGAGUGUAGUGAAAGGGACUGUGUGUGUGAGCAUGGUAGCAGGUAGCCAGCAUAGUACACUGCUCUGGCAACCUCCUUUCUCGCACUGCAUCUUGCUGUUCAGAGGAAAAUCUCUGACAUCUAGGUAUGGCUCCCUUGUGAAUAGAGGUGGAAUGAAAAUGUCAUCUGAAGAUGGCAUUCCGCGUUGAAGGGUUAAUCAAAAAGAAAUUUUACAUUUUGAAGAAUGAUAUUAGUGAAAAUUAAAUCAGUCUUGUCAUUCUAAAAUCUCAGAUUUUCCAUUAUUAUCGCUGGAAAGCACGCACAUUUUUUAACCUUUCUACAUUCAAUUCGUGUUGUAGUGCAGAUAAUACAAAGCAGUGGAUAUCAAUAUAAACUUAGAAAUGAACUGGAAUUUGUAAAAUUACUUACAUAAGUCUUUUCUUCAUAUACUUUCUUCACAAAAUUGGCAACAUAUGGCAUGGAAUGUUUGUCCACAGUUAUAUUGUAUUUUUAAAUUUAGAGUUCAAUGAUUAGUCAGUAGAAUUUAUUCUUUGGUGUGUGAUAAUGCAUGGACUUUGACAUUCUUUUUUUGUAAAGAUUAUGAGACUUUCAUUUUAAAAGAUAAGAUAAAUUUAAAUCUCCUUCUGUGAACCAAUAUAAUUUUUUAAAUUCUACAUUCCUCUGGGUUUUAUUUUGAAAUGAGUAUCUUCUAAUGUCUUGACCUUUCUCCAUUUGAUAGAGCAUAAAAAAAUAUUGAUACAGCAUAAAAAUCGGAGUAGCCUAUUGAAUUUUAACAUACAUUUUUAAUUUAUUUUUUAAUUAUAAAUAAUCAAAUAUUGAAACUAAUGUGAAAGUAUGUAUGGAAAUAUUUUGGUGUUUCAGAGUAGGUGGUGAUAACCUCCAUCAAGUACCAGUUAAAUUUUGUUCUAAUGGGAGCUAAAAACAAGGUGCCUGAAGUUGAGACUGCUCCAGUGGACAUUUAUGUUACAACUGCUGAACUCCAGAAGGAUAUACACCGGAAUUAAUCAUUGAUAGUGUGUGGAGCCAAAUUACAUUGGCACAGUGACAAACAAGAUAUCUGAGAGUACCUAUUUUUAAAAGUACAAUGUUUAUCAUUGAAGUGUUCAGUUUUCUUCUAAGGAGCCCACCUGAAAUAAGUUUUGUUCAUGAUGUGUGACAGUUUAAUGAAAGUCUUUAUGACUUGUGAAGAGAUGGCUAAAGGGAACACUUGUGAUGGAACAUUGAUUACCAUGAAUCAUCUGUCAAUUUUUAGAAGAGGAACGUACACAGACGUGAGUUGGUGCUGAGGAUUAUUUGUAUAUAAAAUAUAGGUCUGAAUUUAUUUAUUUGUUUAAUGUGUAACAUGUAUUUAGUUAAUAUGUAUUUUUCAAUAAAAUGGAAAAAAUAUA
This is a messenger RNA of Gryllus bimaculatus (two-spotted cricket), 9466 nucleotides long. NCBI's taxonomy places the organism in Eukaryota, Metazoa, Arthropoda, Insecta, Orthoptera, Gryllidae. The record is from the annotation of a GenBank genome assembly.